AUGGAAAGUCGAAAUUUAACUCAAUUCUAACAUUAUUCUCAUAAUGGCACUAAUCGAUAUUCUAUAUAGAGAAUUGUUUACCCACAAUAUGCAAGUGGUUUGGUUUAAGAAGAGACUGUAUCUUAACACAAAGAUUCAAUUGAUGAAGAUUAAUUUAUUGAAGGUGAGUGUUUUGUAUACAUCGGAGGCUAACAAAUAUUUACUAUUGAACUUAAGUAGCCAGAUUUUGUUCAUUAAUAAUUAUGCAUUGAUUUGACAAAAUAUUAAUGUCCAUUAGAAUGUUUAACUGCAUUCCCUUUACCAAAUGAGUUCUAAAAUACUUAAAGGAUAUUACCUUUGAGCACUGGAAUUUUAGUGGUUAGCAGUGGAAAGAAUGGGUAACAGAUCAAAUUAUUUGAUGAUCAAUCCAAGGAGAUAAACAUCAAUAUAUAAAUCACAAAGAGAAUAAUCUGGAUGAAUUCAAGAUACUUAUUGGAAGUUAUAAUCUUAAUCGUAGGAUUCAAUGACUUAAGUGUUGGACUCUUUGAGAUUGAUAUCAAAAAUAAAUAAAUUAGAUUAUUGCAAGAAUUCACUUUUGAACAACUCAUUAUAUUCAAUGACAUUUCAACUCAGAAUUAAAAAUAUUUCAUAGCAUUGACAUCUUACAACGGAAUUAUUUCAAUCUUAUCAAUUGAUCUCUUUUUUAACAUUCAGCAUCAUGUUCACAACAUUAAUAGAAUAACUUCACCUCCUAAAUUAUAUUUUUAACACAAUAAGGCCAACUUGAUGGUUCCAAUAUAGAAUGGAGAAAUGUUAUAGUAUUUUGAAAUAGAAGAUAAUGGAUUAAAGAAAUGGAAUGUCAUUAAGUAUCAAAAUAAUAACAAAUCAAUGAUUACAGCAUUUGAUAUAGAACCAAAAAAAUGUGAUAUAUCAUAGAAUUAAAGUGAAGAAUUUGAAAUUUGUAUGAUGCAUUUUGAUGGAACCCUUAGUUUUUAUGAUUAUGCUGAUAACAGUAUUUAUAUAGAAAUAUCAAAACAAUUGAAUGGCUCCAGAUUUUUUAUGUCUAACAUGCAGCUUUCUUUCAAACAAUUCAUAUUAAUUGGAUCUGAUGAUGAAGUUGAAAUAUAUCAAAUGUCCUUUUAUCACAUAAAUUGA
Paramecium tetraurelia is the source of this 1134-nucleotide messenger RNA. RefSeq lists its product as uncharacterized. The record is from RefSeq and is a predicted model, not a curated record. NCBI's taxonomy places the organism in Eukaryota, Ciliophora, Oligohymenophorea, Peniculida, Parameciidae. Gene Ontology annotation, molecular function: protein binding. The transcript has a single exon.